This is a messenger RNA of Cokeromyces recurvatus, 837 nucleotides long. RefSeq names its product nucleoside diphosphate kinase. Gene Ontology annotation, biological process: UTP biosynthetic process; CTP biosynthetic process; GTP biosynthetic process. The coding region runs from base 20 to 703 and encodes 227 amino acids. Gene Ontology annotation, molecular function: nucleoside diphosphate kinase activity. The transcript is spliced from 8 exons. The record is from RefSeq and is a predicted model, not a curated record. NCBI's taxonomy places the organism in Eukaryota, Fungi, Mucoromycota, Mucoromycetes, Mucorales, Mucoraceae.
CAUUUAUAUAUUCACCAACAUGUUUGCUCGUACCAUUGUUCGUUCAGCUGUUAGACCUGUUAGUUUUACAGUAAAAGCUCGUACUUUCACUACUAAAGCACGUAAUACUACCACUAAAACAAGCUUCCAUUUGACUUUGGCUGCUGUUGGUGUUGCUACUGCCAGUGCAUUCUCUUAUGCCUAUUUACAAAAAUCUAUUGCUGCUGACUCUAAGCCAAUUGCAGGUGUUCAGGGAACGUUUAGUGAACGGACCUUCAUUGCUGUUAAGCCUGAUGGUGUUCAACGCGGCUUGGUUGGUAAGGUUAUUUCUCGUUUCGAAGAACGUGGUUACAAACUUGUUGGAUUAAAGGCUAUUGCUCCUUCUAAGGAAUUGGCAGAAAAGCAUUAUGCAGAUCUUAAAUCUCGUCCUUUUUUCUCAGGACUUGUUAAUUACAUGACCAGUGGUACACCUGUUAUUGCCAUGGUUUGGGAAGGAAAGGAUGUUAUUAAGCAAGGACGUGCAAUGAUAGGUGCUACCAACCCUCUUGGAUCUGAUCCUGGUACAAUUCGUGGUCAAUAUGCGAUUUCUGUUGGUCGUAAUAUUAUUCAUGGUUCCGAUUCCUUUGAGUCUGUAGAAAAGGAAAUUGGUUUAUGGUUUGGUCAAGCUGGUGAGCUUAUUGAUUGGACACCUGCCAACGUUGAUUGGGUUCAAGCUGAUAAUUAAAUAAAGAGAUAUAGGCAUACAUAAAUGAGCUUUAUUAUGUGUAUAUAUGUAUAUAUGUAUGUAUGUGUGUAUAUGUAUUUGAAUAUCUAUGACAAUGUUUAUUUUUUGUCGUUUGCUCCUUGCAAAUUAAUACC